AUGUCUGCAUCUGUGAGAAAAAGACAAAAAGUAUCUUCAGCCUGUGAGCGCUGCCGUAAGCGCAAGCUCGGAUGCGAUGCUGAGAGACCUUGUGUCCAUUGCGUCCGCGCGGGUGCCCAGUGUAUCCCUCGCGAGUCAAUAUCAGGAGACAUCGGGGCAUCUUCACUUGGCCAGACAAAUACGAGAAAUAGACAGGCUCAGAAUCCGGGGUCUCCCAUACUCCCAGAAUCUAGCAUCGUUGACCUAAGUGCUCUUAUGAUACGCGGGAGCGGCUCCAGCCAGGACUUACGACAUGAUACCUCCUCACUGCCUGGCGGAACAAAGCUCCUGGAAGCCAACACCACGCUCCCUGCCAAGCAUUGGCGUAACGUAGUAGGCGUAGAACUCCCUACGGACGAUAUUCUUGAGCAAUUAGUGGACAGCUUCUUCUCUUCGGUCAACUGGUUCAUGAUGGUCUUCCACGAAGAUACCUUUCGCCGCCGGUAUGAAGAAAUGCUACAACAGACACAAAUCAAGUACCAGGACACAACAUUCUUCUGGACAUGGCUUCUAGUCAUAGCGCUGGGUGCACAUUACGCCGCACUUAAAGACCCUGAGGACCCGAUGAGUCCUCAGCACAGACAGCUUUCUCGAGACCUAAUUGCCGUUAUCGAAACGCGCUUCCUGCAAAUUAUCGGGUGUCAAACCGUAGAGACAGUCCAAAUAUGUAUCCUGCUUGGCAGUUUCAUAUUUUAUACGCGGCCCACAACAGGACUAGGUAUCUGUGGAAUGGGGGUCAAAAUCGCUCAGGUCAUUGGACUGCACCGUGAGAGUUUCUGGAAAGAGACGUCUCAGCUAGCACAAGAAGUCAAGCGACGCACUUGGUGGACAUUGGAAGUCUUUGACAAAUAUGCUGCUGUUGCAUUCGGGCGCCCCUGUAUCAUUGACGACUCUGACUGCCAAGUCGAGAUGAUCUCGGAUAUUGACAUGGAUGGCCAUACGCAUGUCCCUGCAAGGCCACUCAUCCUCUACCAUCAACAUAAAUUCCGUCUCUACAGGAUCAUGGGUGCAUUCUUGGGUCGGAAGAGACAACGAAAUACAUUUGAGUCCGUUGGAACAAUUCAUCAACGUAUGCUACAGUGGCGCCACGACCUCCCCGAGAUCCUGACUCUUAACGGCCAGGAGCACUCCACGGACGCAAGUGUAGUAAGACCAACUGAGAUCCAUGCACUCAGUCUCCAGCUUACCUAUGACAACCUACAAAUCAUCUUACACCGUACUGAAGUCUUCAACAGCAACGACAUCUCUUCUGUAACUACCAACAGCAGGACGUCUCUGGAGCAGAUCUUCACCUCAGCAAUGGACACAUCCGAGCUCUCCCGCCAUCCUCGCAUUCUAGAUGCUUGUAGAAGGACUCACGCAGACGUCCAUGUUGGAAUGACCAUGUUUACAGCCGGCGUUGUUCUCUGCGCUAUCUGCCUGGCACAGCCUCUUACUGAAAUGGGGUCACGCGCAAAGACCGGGGUUAUGCACAUUACACGCAUGUGUAGAGAGACCAAACCUGGUCUUUAUAGUGGCCAACUUGUCUCGGAGCAGAGUUUGGGGAUUAUAGAUAGCCUAGUCGAGGUUAUGCUUCGAAAGGAAACGGAUAUGAUAACCGGACGAACGAGUUAUCCAGGCCUCCAUACCGCCUCUAUCAACAGUGAAACGGUCUCAUCUGCCCGAGGCUACUCAACAUCAAGCAGGGCCAUAGCACCCAAACCAAGUACGACCGCAACUGCUCCGAGUGAUCCCAGAAACGCCCGAGUCUUGGAGCCGAUUCACGAAGGCAGCAUAUUUCCCAGCCGUCAACGGGAGCCUAUUUGGAGCCGCAAGACCCCGUCGCUGGAGAUUAUGGAAACCAUGGAGACCAAGGGGCUAUGGGCACGUUCAAUUGGGACGGCGAUAUGUCUGCCCUCGUGGAUUCAGGACUUGUGGAUGCCAGCCAACUGUGGUUAUGGGCGAACACCCUAG
Molecule: messenger RNA, 1992 nt
Organism: Fusarium mangiferae
Lineage: Eukaryota; Fungi; Ascomycota; Sordariomycetes; Hypocreales; Nectriaceae
Exons: 5
Coding region: 1-1992 (663 amino acids)
Biological process (GO): DNA-templated transcription; regulation of DNA-templated transcription
Cellular component (GO): nucleus
Molecular function (GO): zinc ion binding; DNA-binding transcription factor activity, RNA polymerase II-specific; DNA binding
Source: RefSeq, a predicted model, not a curated record